Molecule: messenger RNA, 727 nt
Organism: Eucalyptus grandis
Lineage: Eukaryota; Viridiplantae; Streptophyta; Magnoliopsida; Myrtales; Myrtaceae
Product: acyl carrier protein 1, chloroplastic-like
Exons: 2
Coding region: 259-525 (88 amino acids)
Biological process (GO): fatty acid biosynthetic process
Molecular function (GO): acyl carrier activity
Source: RefSeq, a predicted model, not a curated record
ACGAGUACUAAGGGCCGGUUCAUCGCAAGAAUAAACAUGUUUAUGAUCUUUAAUUGCAGGGUGGCAGACUAAGACUCGUGCCGAGGAUCCGAAUCACCAAGGCAGCGAGAAGAGUGUCGCCAGUUGCACCAAGUUACUCCAAGACCACAAUCACAUGCUGUGGUGUAAGAUUUUCCCUCCCCUCUACAUUCUAGUCCUGAAAACAAAACCAGAAUCUGGACUUCAUCCGGAAUACGAGUUGCGGUAGCCGAUGGUCUGAUGAUCCAAUGCUAUGUGCAGGCCCAGCCGGAGACUCUGAAAACCGUCCAGAGCAUCAUCGCAAAGCAGCUCUCGAUCGACGAAAGCACCGUAGCCCCUGAGACCAAGUUUAUAGACUUGGGAGCUGAUUCUCUUGACACUGUUGAAAUCAUGAUGGCAUUGGAAGAGAAGUUUGGAGUGUCAAUCGGCGAAGGAGGAGCCGAGAAUAUUGCAACCGUUCAGGAUGCUGCCGAUCUGAUCGAGAAGGUGAAGACAGCCUCAGCAUAAGCCGAAGUUGGCUACGCCAGUACCCCCGACAUUAGCUAGCCAGCCAUGAAGAGUCUGCUGAAGAUCAAGAGGAAAAAAAAUUUCGCCGCAUUUUCAGAAGUUCCCGAUUUCAAUGUCCUUACAAUAAUCUGAAUUCUGCCUUAGUUUUGUGUUAUUGCUAGACCACUUUGAAGACACGAUCAUUGUAUUCAUCCUUUUUCAU